Molecule: messenger RNA, 222 nt
Organism: Salarias fasciatus (jewelled blenny)
Lineage: Eukaryota; Metazoa; Chordata; Actinopteri; Blenniiformes; Blenniidae
Product: guanine nucleotide-binding protein G(I)/G(S)/G(O) subunit gamma-5
Exons: 2
Coding region: 4-222 (72 amino acids)
Biological process (GO): G protein-coupled receptor signaling pathway
Cellular component (GO): heterotrimeric G-protein complex
Molecular function (GO): G-protein beta-subunit binding
Source: RefSeq, a predicted model, not a curated record
GUCAUGUCCAGCAGCAGCUCUGCCAGCAGCAGCCUGGUCCUGGCCCAGAAGGCGGUCAAGCAGCUGCGGGUGGAGGCCAGCGUCCGCAGGAUCAAGGUUUCUCAGGCUGCUGCAGAGCUGAAGACCUUCUGUCUGCAGAAUGCCCAUAAAGACCCGCUGCUCAUGGGGGUGCCCUCCAGCGACAACCCCUUCAGGCCUCCCAAGUCAUGUGCCAUCCUGUGA